GGACUGACUGAAGGCCACCCAGCAAAGUAUCAACAUCUUACCAACUUGGUCCCAGCAAUAUCCUACGAACUUGGGCAAAAAAAGAGAGGGUAAUCAUGAGCACCGAUGCAGAGAUGGCGGCAUUUGGCCCGGCGGCCAUCUACCUCCGAAAGCCAGAAAGAGAGAGGAUUGCAUCCCAGGCCGCUCCCUUUGAUGCCAAAACAGCUUUCUUUGUGGUUGAGCCCAAAGAGAUGUACCUCAAAGGAGUUCUCCAGAGUAAAGAGGGUGGAAAAGCCACUGUCAAAACACUGUGUAACAAAGUUCUCACUGUGAAGGAGGAUGAUAUCCACCCCAUGAACCCUCCAAAGUACGACAAAAUUGAGGACAUGGCCAUGAUGACCCACCUCAAUGAGGCCACAGUGUUGUAUAACCUCAAAGAGCGUUACGCAGCAUGGAUGAUCUACACCUACUCUGGGCUGUUCUGCGUCACUGUGAACCCCUACAAGUGGCUCCCAGUGUACGACUCUGUCGUUGUGAAUGCUUACAGAGGCAAAAAGAGAAUUGAAGCCCCACCCCACAUCUUCUCCAUCUCUGAUAAUGCCUAUCAGUUCAUGCUCACUGACCAUGAGAACCAGUCAAUUCUGAUCACUGGAGAAUCCGGUGCAGGAAAGACUGUGAACACCAAACGUGUCAUCCAGUACUUUGCGACAAUCGCAGUGGCUGGAGGAAAGAAGGAACAAACAGCAGCUGCUACUUCUGGGAAAAUAAAGGGGUCGCUGGAGGAUCAAAUCAUUGCAGCCAACCCCCUACUGGAGGCUUAUGGUAAUGCCAAGACCGUGAGAAAUGACAACUCCUCACGCUUUGGUAAGUUCAUCAGAAUCCAUUUUGGAACAACUGGAAAGUUGGCCUCUGCUGAUAUUGAAACAUAUCUGCUGGAGAAGUCUAGAGUGACAUUCCAGCUGUCUGCUGAGAGAAGCUACCACAUCUUCUAUCAGCUCAUGACUGGACACCAGCCACAAUUGCUGGAGGCACUUCUGAUCACCACCAACCCCUAUGACUAUCCCAUAAUCAGUCACGGUGAAAUCGCUGUCAAAAGUAUUGAUGAUACAGAAGAGUUCAUCGCCACCGAUACGGCCAUUGACAUUUUAGGCUUCACUGCUGAGGAGAAGAUUGGCAUCUACAAGCUGACUGGUUCUGUGAUGCAUCAUGGGGCAAUGAAGUUCAAGCAGAAGCAGCGUGAGGAGCAGGCUGAGCCUGAUGGCACUGAGGAGGCUGAUAAAAUCUCCUACCUCAUGGGCCUGAACUCCGCUGACUUGCUCAAAGCUCUGUGCUACCCCAGAGUGAAGGUCGGGAAUGAGAUGGUGACCAAGGGGCAGACUGUACCACAGGUGAACAAUUCAACUAUGGCCCUCUGUAAAUCUGUCUAUGAGAAAAUGUUCUUGUGGAUGGUCGUCCGUAUCAAUGAGAUGUUAGACACAAAGCAGUCCAGACAAUUCUUCAUUGGUGUGCUGGACAUCGCUGGAUUUGAAAUCUUUGAUUACAACAGCUUGGAGCAACUUUGCAUCAACUUCACCAAUGAGAAACUACAACAGUUCUUCAACCACCACAUGUUUGUACUGGAACAAGAAGAGUACAAGAAAGAGGGAAUUGAAUGGGCGUUCAUUGACUUUGGUAUGGACUUGGCUGCCUGCAUUGAGCUUAUUGAGAAGCCAAUGGGCAUCUUCUCCAUCCUUGAAGAGGAGUGCAUGUUCCCCAAGGCUUCAGACACUACCUUCAAGAGCAAGCUGUAUGACCAGCAUAUUGGUAAAACCAAAGCGUUUGAGAAGCCUAAACCUGGGAAAGGCAAGGCUGAGGCCCACUUUGCCCUGGUACACUAUGCCGGUACUGUGGACUACAAUGUCACAGGCUGGCUGGACAAGAACAAGGACCCCCUGAAUGACUCCGUUGUGCAACUGUACCAGAAGUCAUCAGUCAAACUGUUGGCUAUGCUGUAUGUAGGAGCAGCAGCUUCACAAGCAGACGAUGCAGCAAGAGGAGGAGGAGGCAAGAAGAAGAAGGGUGGUUCCUUCCAGACUGUGUCUGCUCUGUUCAGGGAGAAUUUGGGCAAGCUGAUGACCAACUUGAGGAGUACCCAUCCUCACUUUGUGCGAUGUUUGAUUCCCAAUGAGUCAAAGACACCAGGUCUGAUGGAGAACUUCCUGGUCAUCCACCAGCUGAGGUGUAAUGGUGUACUGGAAGGCAUCAGAAUCUGCAGAAAGGGCUUCCCCAGCAGAAUCCAAUAUGGUGACUUCAAGCAGAGAUACAGAGUAUUGAACGCAAGUGUCAUCCCUGAUGGACAAUUUAUUGACAACAAGAAGGCUUCAGAGAAGCUCCUGGGAUCAAUAGAUGUUGACAAGAGUCAGUACAAGUUUGGGCACACCAAGGUGUUCUUCAAAGCUGGUCUGUUGGGUACUCUGGAGGAGAUGCGAGAUGAGAAACUGGCUACUCUGGUGACAAUGACUCAGGCCCUCUGCAGAGGUUACGUCAUGAGGAAAGAGUUUGUCAAGAUGAUGGCGAGACGAGAAGCAAUUUACUCCAUCCAAUACAACAUCCGCUCAUUUAUGAAUGUGAAACACUGGCCAUGGAUGAAGCUGUACUUCAAGAUCAAGCCUCUUUUAAAAUCAGCAGAAACUGAAAAAGAGAUGGCUGCAAUGAAGGAAAACUUUGAGAAAAUGAAGGAGGAUCUGGCCAAGGCAUUGGCCAAGAUAAAAGGGCUUGAGGAGAAAAUUGUUUCUCUGUUGCAGGAAAAUAAUGAUCUGCAGCUACAGAUAGCAGCGGAAGAGAACACUCUCUGUGAUGCUGAGGAAAGAUGUGAGGGACUCAUCAAGAGUAAGAUCCAGAUGGAAGCCAAACUCAAAGAGACAUUUGAGCGGCUGGAGGAUGAGGAGGAGCUCAAUGCUGAACUGACUGCCAAGAAAAGGAAACUGGAGGACGAGUGCUCUGAGCUGAAGAAAGACAUUGAUGACUUGGAGCUCACCUUGGCCAAAGUGGAAAAGGAGAAACAUGCCACUGAAAAUAAGGUUAAAAACCUGACAGAGGAGAUGUCUUCUCAAGAUGAGAGCCUUAUCAAGUUGACGAAGGAGAAGAAAGCCCUCCAAGAGGUGCACCAGCAAGUCCUUGAUGAUCUCCAGGCUGAGGAAGACAAAGUCAACAAUCUGACCAAAGCCAAGACCAAGCUUGAACAGCAAGUUGAUGAUUUGGAGGGUUCCCUUGAGCAAGAAAAGAAGGUCCGCAUGGACCUUGAGCGAGCCAAGAGGAAGCUUGAAGGAGAUCUGAAACUGGCCCUGGAGUCCUUGAUGGACCUGGAGAAUGACAAGCAGCAGUCUGAUGAGAAGAUCAAGAAGAAGGACUUUGAGACAAGCCAACUUCUCAGCAAAAUUGAAGAUGAACAGGCAUUGGGUGCUCAGCUUCAGAAGAAAAUCAAAGAACUCCAGGCCCGUAUUGAAGAGCUGGAAGAGGAGAUUGAGGCUGAACGUGCUGCUCGGGCCAAGGUUGAGAAGCAGAGGUCUGAUCUCUCCAGGGAACUUGAGGAGAUCAGUGAAAGGCUUGAAGAAGCUGGAGGUGCAACAUCUGUCCAGAUUGAGAUGAGUAAGAAGCGUGAGGCUGAGUUCCAGAAGCUGCGUCGUGAUCUUGAAGAGUCCACCCUGCAGCAUGAGGCCACCGCUGCUGCACUCCGUAGGAAGCAGGCCGACACUGUGGCAGAACUAGGAGAACAAAUAGACAACCUCCAGCGUGUCAAGCAGAAGCUGGAGAAGGAGAAGAGUGAAUACAAAAUGGAGAUUGAUGACCUCUCCAGCAACAUGGAAGCUAUCGCCAAGGCAAAGGGUAAUCUAGAGAAAAUGUGCCGAAGCCUUGAGGAUCAACUGAGUGAAUUGAAGACAAAGAAUGAUGAGCAUGUCCGCCAACUUAAUGACAUAAAUGUUCAGAGAGCAAGGCUUCUGACUGAGAAUGGUGAACUUGGUCGUCAGAUGGAGGAGAAAGAAUCUCUUGUUUCCCAGUUGACCAGGGCCAAGCAGACUUUCACACAGCAGAUUGAGGAUCUCAAAAGGCAGAUUGAAGAGGAAGUGAAGGCCAAAAAUGCCCUAGCCCAUGGUCUGCAGUCAGCCCGCCAUGACUGUGAUCUGCUUCGGGAGCAGUAUGAGGAGGAGCAGGAGGCCAAGGCUGAACUGCAGCGAGCAUUGUCCAAGGCCAACAGUGAGGUGGCUCAGUGGAGAUCCAGAUAUGAAACUGAUGCCAUUCAGCGCACUGAGGAGCUUGAGGAUGCCAAGAAAAAGCUUACCCAGCGUCUGCAAGAUGCACAGGAGGCUGUUGAAGCAACAAACGCCAAGUGUGCUUCUCUGGAGAAGACAAAGCAGAGACUCCUGGGUGAAGUGGAGGAUCUCAUGAUUGAUGUGGAGAGAGCUAACGCUUCAGCUGCCCAGCUUGACAAGAAGCAGAGGAACUUUGACAAGGUUCUGAGCGAGUGGAAGCAGAAGUACGAGGAGGGCCAGGCAGAGCUAGAGGGGUCUCUGAAAGAGGCUCGCUCUCUAAGCACUGAGCUGUUCAAGAUGAAGAACUCCUAUGAAGAAGCUUUGGACCACCUGGAGACACUGAAGAGAGAGAACAAGAACCUGCAACAUGAGAUCUCUGACCUGACUGAACUGGUCGGUGAGUCUGGGAAGAGCAUCCAUGAGCUGGAUAAGGCAAAGAAGACAGUGGAGAAUGAGAAGGCAGAAAUCCAGGCUGCGCUAGAGGAAGCAGAGGGCACACUGGAACAUGAGGAAUCCAAGAUUCUUCGUAUACAGCUGGAGCUCAACCAGAUCAAAGGUGAAGUUGACAGGAAGCUGGCAGAGAAGGAUGAGGAGACAGAGCAGAUCAAGAGGAACAGCCAGAGGAUGAUGGACUCCAUGCAGAGCACUCUGGACUCUGAGAUCAGGAGCAGGAAUGAUGCUAUGCGAGUCAAGAAGAAGAUGGAGGGAGACCUCAAUGAGAUGGAGAUUCAGCUGAGCCAUGCCAACCGCCAGGCUGCUGAAAGCCAGAAACAGCUGAGGAACGUCCAGGGAGCACUCAAGGAUGCCCAACUGCAACUUGACGACGCCAUCCGCGUUGCAGAUGACAUGAAGGAACAAGUAGCCAUGGUGGAGCGCAGGAAUAACCUGAUGAUGGCUGAGAUUGAAGAACUGAGGGCUGCCCUGGAGCAGACAGAGAGAGGGCGCAAAGUGGCCGAGCAGGAGCUGGUUGAUGCCAGUGAGCGUGUUGGACUGUUGCACUCUCAGAAUACCAGCCUCAUCAACACUAAGAAGAAGCUGGAGGUUGACCUUACUCAGGUCCAAGGUGAAAUGGAAGACACUGUCCAGGAGGCAAGAAACGCAGAAGAGAAGGCCAAGAAGGCCAUCACUGAUGCUGCCAUGAUGGCAGAGGAGCUGAAGAAAGAGCAGGACACCAGCUCUCACCUGGAGAGGAUGAAGAAGAACCUGGAGGUUACAGUCAAGGACCUGCAGCACCGCCUGGAUGAGGCUGAGAACCUGGCCAUGAAGGGCGGAAAAAAACAACUCCAGAAACUGGAGGCUAGGGUUCGUGAACUGGAGAGUGAAGUUGAUGCUGAACAGAAACGUGGAGUUGAAGCUAUUAAAGGUGUUCGUAAAUAUGAGAGGAGAGUCAAGGAGCUCACCUACCAGACCGAAGAGGACAAUAAAAAUGUGAGCAGGCUGCAGGAUCUGGUGGACAGGCUUCAGUUAAAAAUGAAGGCCUACAAGAGAGCGGCUGAGGAUGCUGAGGAGCAGUCCAACAUUCACCUGUCCAGGUACAGGAAGGUGCAGCAUGAACUGGAGGAAGCUCAGGAGCGUGCCGACAUCUCUGAGUCCCAGGUCAACAAGUUGAGAGCCAAGAGCCGUGAAAUUGGUAGCAAGGGGAAUGUGGCUGAAGAGUGAGGGACGAAGUCCAGAUGAGACACAUUAUCAACAGGUCAUACAAUAUGAUUUUUGGUAAAAUGUUCUCAUGAAUCAAAAAUAAAUCUGCAAACCAUA
Salmo salar (Atlantic salmon) is the source of this 6023-nucleotide messenger RNA. Its product is annotated as myosin heavy chain, fast skeletal muscle. Gene Ontology annotation, cellular component: myosin filament; myosin II complex; cytoplasm. Gene Ontology annotation, molecular function: microfilament motor activity; ATP binding; actin filament binding. NCBI's taxonomy places the organism in Eukaryota, Metazoa, Chordata, Actinopteri, Salmoniformes, Salmonidae. The record is from RefSeq and is a predicted model, not a curated record.